This is a messenger RNA of Perca flavescens (yellow perch), 2454 nucleotides long. RefSeq lists its product as uncharacterized. Lineage: Eukaryota; Metazoa; Chordata; Actinopteri; Perciformes; Percidae. The record is from RefSeq and is a predicted model, not a curated record. The transcript is spliced from 6 exons. Bases 1 to 1395 code for a protein of 464 amino acids.
AUGCCCCUCUCUGUGAAAGCUGCUACGCCCCUAACGCUUCGCCAUCGUAAGCCUAAGAAGCAAUUUAUUGAGCCUGUGAAGCCAUACACGACCGGUCUCCCGCCCAAAAGUAGCACCCCUUCCUUUGUUCCGGUCUCGUCUUACCCGGCCACUGUAUCUUAUGAUAGUAACACAGCAGCUGAGCAACUAAAGGCGACGGAAGACUUAGUUACAUUGUAUUUGACGCCUGAGGACGAUUUCACACAGUCACCCCCGUGGAGCAGAUACGUAUGUCCACACAAGCCUAAGAAGAGAUCUAGGAAGAGAUCUAUUGAUCCUGUGAAGCCAUACACGGUCUGUUUCCCGCCCAAAAGAAGAAGCCCUUCCUUUGUUCCAGACACGCCUUACCCAGACACUGUAUCGGGUGUUCCUAACACCACUGCAGAGCAGCUAACGGCAAGCAAAGACUUGGAGUCCUUGCAUCGGUCGUCGUCUAGUACACCAACGCCCUACCAGCCACCAAGUGUCACCAUUGAGAGGGAACAAAAGACAUCUGAUGAGACAAUCCAUGCCAUAGAAGUAGGCGAAGUAUCCGAAGACACCGGACUAACAGCGACAGCCCCUACAUCACGCCAAACAAAUCGUGAAGCUACAGGCGAAGGGUCUGAAGACACAGAGCUAACAGCACCCGUCCCUACAUCACGUCAGACAAAUCGGGGAGCUACGGGAGAAGAGUCUGAAGACACUGGACUAACAGCAACACAGCUUACACCCCACCAACCGUGUCAGGCUGCUUUGCAGGAGGCCCCUGAAUAUAAUGUAGGUGAAUACCUCUUUAACUGUAUCUAUAGCACCGAGGAAGGCACCGAUUAUGUCAGCUGUAUACCACACACCUCUGUCAUAACUGUGUCAGAUAAAAAGUGUAACAGCGCUAAUACCGCCAUAACCACUCCUGUAAAUGUAUUAGAGGUUAACGUUCCAUUCCUUGAUAAGCAAGCAGUACCUAAUUAUAUUACUAACAAUCGGUUUGAACAAGGUGGGGCACUAGGAGGUCCUGAGCAGUUAACAUUACUUCAGAGUGCAGAGUUUUUUGAGUAUUGCGUUAACACAUCCCCUCAACAACCUGCAGUCGCUGACCCUUAUAAACAAAUACAAUCAGAAUUAGCCGAAUUACGAAAACAAAACAAUGGUCUUAUGAAUAAAUUAGAUGUCUUGCAAACAGCUAACACACAAUUGACCGGUUUGGUCACAGACUUUGGAACUGCGCUAGCCAUUCAGGCCAGAGCUAACACGCAUUUGGUUGAUAUGGUCACAGGCUUUGGCACAGCUAUUGCCUCUCAUGUCAGCUCUCUCAAUUCAAUGCUUGAUCCUAUGAUAGUAUGCCUUAAAAACACAAUGAAUAUGACCCCGCAGUAAAAAAGUGUUAAAACAGUCUAUAGUUUGUGCAAAAUAAAAAAAAGAAAUAAAAAAAAAAAAAUGUCAUCCCCACCCAAAAAAACAAAAAAAUCUGAACCCCUAGGGGAGUGUGAUGCUCGUAUUGAUGAGGAACUAGAAUGGCCGUGCAAGGACGAUUACACAAGAGCAGUAAACAAUCCUCAGGAUUUUGCACGAUUGUGUGCAAUGCAUGCAAAAAUAUUCGAAGCAUGGGCCCGAUCUAUGCCUCGCGCUAGACCUAGUGAAAGCAACAGUGAGAAAACACACACAUCAGAUAGACCUGCUCCUGCGCAGUUGUCACAUAAUGGUCCUUCAAGCGUAUAUUCCAGCAAUACACAGGCCAAUACAGACUCUACACAAUCAUCAAAUACAACCCCCGCAGGCAUAGAUCAGAGUAAUAAGAGACCAUCAUGUUUUCCGAGUGUUCAGCCCUCAAAACGAUCUUGUACAGAUGAGCAGACUGGUCCCCAACCGUCCACAAGCGCUUAUAGACCCCCUCCAUCACCCUCAGAAAAUCCUCAGGGUAGUGUGCAGUGUGGUGCGGGGCGGGUUUCUAAGGUAACAUCUGAAAUAGCAUCCAGACAGAUACCCCUUUUUAAUGCUGCUGAAUUUCGUCAAGAUGUUGACUUGCGAAAUAUUGAUUUGACGGAUAUUGGUAGUGUUCCUGAAAGGGUGUAUAGCACCCUAACAGGUUUAAUAGAGAGGGCGUUGGGUAAUGCAACACAGGACAGCAUUUUAAAUGUUGAGUUAAGGGGUCCCGCCGUAGAUGUCCCUAUCCAAACAAUGUUGAAUUCAAGCGACGGCUAUAACACAGACACAUUUCUGGAGCAAGUCACACAAGCGAUGCAGAGUAACGAUAAUUCACUGACCGAAGACUCUUUAGAAUUAAUCGUGACAAUAGCGCGCAAUAUGUCGGGAGGGAAUGGUGGGGGACGUCGAAAACUAGGAAGCAUUGGUUACGAUCAAAUAUUGUCAGAAAAAGGUAAUGCUUUGUAUAAUCCCAAGAAUAACGCUGGUAACGACAAUCUCUGCUUUUCUCUC